Megalops cyprinoides (Indo-Pacific tarpon) is the source of this 1957-nucleotide messenger RNA. It is a transcript of the gene soat2, whose product is annotated as sterol O-acyltransferase 2. Gene Ontology annotation, biological process: cholesterol metabolic process; cholesterol efflux. The record is from RefSeq and is a predicted model, not a curated record. Gene Ontology annotation, molecular function: cholesterol O-acyltransferase activity; fatty-acyl-CoA binding; cholesterol binding. Bases 196 to 1803 code for a protein of 535 amino acids. NCBI's taxonomy places the organism in Eukaryota, Metazoa, Chordata, Actinopteri, Elopiformes, Megalopidae. Gene Ontology annotation, cellular component: endoplasmic reticulum membrane. The transcript is spliced from 16 exons.
UCAGACACUCCGCAGGACGCUGGAUCUGGGAGACUCUCUGCAGGAUUACCUCUACUGAACCUCAACACCUGAGCUGGUACACCUGAGGAGAAGCAGCUCCGCUACCAGUAGACUAACACAGAGCCUGUGGCAACCUCACCCCCCCCCCCCCCCCCCCCCCUCCAGCCCACACUCACUCCUGGGCCCAGAAAUGCCAUGGCAACCCCCAACACAGACAACAACGUGCGGCAUCGUAACGCCAGCAAGGGCCCCUCGGGUAUCCCCUCCCCUGCAGACAGCAGGCCCAAGAGACGUGGGGUGGCAGAUGCUGAGCUUGAGGCAGAUGGUUUGAUACAGUGGAAGAGACACAUAGAGCAAGUGAAGGCGGAACUGCUGGAGCAGAUUCAGGGCCCGCUCAAUGACCUUUUGGACAAGGCCAUCACGGAGUCGGUGCACUCCUACUCCAAACGCAGCACUGCAGACAUGGGCGUCAACAAACCCACAAGAGUCCACAGGAUGGAAGAUGGGAAAGUAUUUAUGAGCAGACGGUCUAUUCUGGACGAGCUGUUUGAGAUCAACCACAUCAGGACCAUCUACCACAUGUUCAUCGCCGCUCUCUUCCUCUUCAUCAUCAGCACGUUGGCUGUGGACUACAUUGAUCAGGGCAGACUCGUGCUGGAGUUUGACCUCCUGUUCUACGCCUUUGGGAAGCUCUCCACAGUGCUGUGGGCCUGGCUGAUCAUGUUCAGCUACACGCUGGCCGGGCCGUACCACGUGCUGGGCCUGUGGGGAGGGUGCUACCACUCCAGCCGCUUCAGAGGGGCGCUGACGGCGGGGGCGGGGCUUGCACUGACAGCCAUGCAGAUGUGCAUUCUGGGUCUGUUCCCCAUUUACGUGGUGAUACAGUACCAACUGCCCCCCGCCUCCAGGUUCAUCAUCAUCCUGGAGCAGAUCCGGUUCCUGAUGAAAACCUACUCCUACGUUCGGGAAAAUAUUCCGGCAAUCAUAAACCACAAGCCAAAGCAGGGAGAAACUCCCAGGUUGCCCACAUUUUCCAGCUAUCUGUACUUCCUCUUCUGCCCUACCCUGAUCUACAGAGAGUCCUAUCCCAGGAAUCCAUACAUCAGAUGGAAUUAUGUUGCUGUUACCUUUGCUCAGAUUCUGGGCUGUCUGUUCUACGGCUAUUUCAUCCUGGUGCGCCUCUGCAUCCCUGUAUUUAUGAAUGAGAGCAACCAGCCCUUCAGCACUCGAACCCUGGUUCUCGCCCUGUUCCAUGCCACCCUCCCAGGCAUGCUGAUCCUGCUGCUGGCGUUCUUCGCCUUCCUGCACUGCUGGCUCAACGCCUUCGCUGAGAUGCUGCGCUUCGCUGACAGGAUGUUCUACAAGGACUGGUGGAACUCCACCUCCUUUGCCAACUACUACCGGACCUGGAAUGUGGUGGUCCAUGACUGGCUCUAUUACUAUGGAUAUCGAGACUUCCUCUGGCUGUCCAAUCGCAGGUUCCGCUCUGCCGCCAUGCUGUCUGUGUUCAUCGUGUCUGCGGUCGUGCACGAGUACGUCUUCACGCUGUGCUUCGGGUUCUUCUACCCCGUGAUGUUCUGCCUCUUCGCUGUCAUAGGGGUGGUGUUCAACUUCACUCUGAAUGACAAGCGCAAGAGCCCCAUGUGGAACAUCAUCAUGUGGACCUGUCUAUUCAUUGGCCAAGGAGUCCAGGUGUGCUUGUACUGCCAGGAGUGGUACGCCCAGAUACACUGCCCACGUACAGGGAGGAGCUUCUGGGAGCUGGUCACUCCACGAUCCUGGUCCUGCAGCUACCAGCGAUGACCUCUGAGCACCACGCCCACAGGGGAACCGGAUAGGAUUAAAUAUUGGAAAGGGGUGCAGUGACGAGCCCUGAUUUUUGGUCUUAUGAAGAUGCAUAUUCACACACUGAAUCACUCUGGAUUAAUUUCAGUUCCAAGACUCAAUCACAAAAUAU